Messenger RNA from Fusarium redolens, 1116 nucleotides. RefSeq names its product kinase-like domain-containing protein. The record is from RefSeq and is a predicted model, not a curated record. The transcript is spliced from 3 exons. Lineage: Eukaryota; Fungi; Ascomycota; Sordariomycetes; Hypocreales; Nectriaceae. Bases 1 to 1116 code for a protein of 371 amino acids.
AUGACAUCAACAAAUCCUGAUAUCGAUUGCAAAGUCCAGAAAGCACUCGAGGGCACCAAGUUCGGGGUUUCAAAACUUGAGAACAUCACGGGUGGAUCUGUCAAUUGGAUCUAUAAGGCGAAGCUUGUGAGGCCCCUGGACAAUGGAGAGGAGGAGGUUCUGGUCAAGCAUGGAGAGCCGUAUAUGGCGUCCAAGCCAGAGUUUGCGCUCCCCCCACUACGUUGCACUAUUGAGAUAGAGAGUCUCAAGAUCUUGUCAAGCGUCUCAUCAUUCGGCAAUCAACCGAACGACACACAUAAUUUCGUCGUACGAACGCCAGAAUUCUAUUAUUUUGAUGAAUACAGCUCAACUCAGGUAUUGGAGUUCUUGUCGGGUGGUAUUCAUUUGAAGGACUAUGCCAUUCAAAACUAUGGCUCUCCGACUCCCGAAUCAUUCAAGCCCCAGUGCAAGGAACUCGGAAAGGCACUUGGCAGGUGGCUACGGGACUUUGUCGCAUGGAGUGCUCAGCAAGUCAAACACCGAGAGCUUGUAGCCCAGAACGAGUUUGGUCAAGCUGUGAGGCACAUGGUGAACUACGUAUGGCUUCAUGAGCGGAUCAAGGAAUAUCCAAGUAUUCUCGAAGGCGUGAAGGAUAUCCUUGCUCGAGUUGAGCAGAUGGCCGCAGCAGAGAAGGAUAACACGACCAAGCUCCAGAUUAUCCAUGGAGACUUCUGGACCGGAAAUAUUGUUCUCCCCAAUGCCGCCAUCAAAGAGGGUAACAAGAUUCCAUUAUUUGUCGUUGACUGGGAACUCACUCAACUCGGCCUGCCAAGCGUAGACUUUGGACAAAUGAUGGCCGAAAUGUACGCGUUAUGGCUAUACAAGUCCGUCGAUGCAGGACUAUGGAUGAUGGAGGGAUUCAUCGAAGGAUACGGAGAUGUCAGCGAAGAGUUCGCUUUUCGGACUGCUAUACACGCUGGUACGCAUCUUCUUUGCGUGACUACUGACUUCCCAGCGUGGGGCCAUGAGAAUUACGAUAGAGUGGUUGCUGUAGGAAGAGACAUUAUUGUCCAUGCUUGGGAGAAGGACCGCGACUGGUUCCAAAAGGGAGACUUGGCAGGGUUAUUUAAGGCUUAG